AUGCCUGACAAGCCACUCAGCAAGGCCGCGGUGGGUACAUUGGUCACUGUAGCGGUCAUUGUGCUGCUUGUCGCCGCGGCGGCGGUGGUAUGGGCGAGGCGCCAAUCUGGGAGCUUUCGCGAGAUGUUCAGCGUCGGAAUUGCGGGUCGGGGAGGUGAAGGUCUCAUUCAGCGAGACCCUGUUGCAGUGUUGCAUAUUGAGAAGAGCGGUGACUCUGACCUUUUUCCUCCUCCGCCACCCAGCAAAGACCCGUCGUCGGACGAUACAGCCUCCACUGCGCCGCCCACCCCAGCCAAAUCCCUGCCUCUAUCCUCCUAUCGCGAUUCAUCUCCUCGGCCUACACCAGCCCCACUUCCUACUCCUCGACGUCCAACGCUGACGCUCGAUAUCCCGCAGUCACCGCUCUCCCGCCAACCCUCAUUCAAAGCGGGAGAAAGGCGCAACUUCUCCCGCCCCCUCUCGGCUGUCAUCACCCCUCCGCCCUCUUCCUUCUCCUUCUCCCUCUUCCGCCGCAGUCGACUCAUGACGAGCCUCAGUCCCACCCCGGCUUCACUCGACCGAGAUCGCCGAGUCUCGGUGUGGCGGCGGCUCUCGGGUGUGUGGCGGUGGAGCGGACCUGUCACUGCUUCGGUGGAUGGGCGAGCGGGAGGGAAUGCCGCCGGACCCGAGCAGGCCGGAAGGAAGGGCAUGGAUGAGGAUAGGUGUCGGACGAUGACGAUGGCUAUGAGCGUGAUUGCUCUGCCUACGGUGGAGGAGAAGGGCUCGGGGCGGAUAGGCCGGAUCCCAAGUAUGGUGGAUCUCAGGGAUAUCGGGAAGGGGAUGGAGGCUGCGUGGAAGGGGCUUGAGGCAGCCAGACACGACAUCGACGGAACAGCGGUGUACAGGGCGGUAUCGCGGCAGAGCGCCGAGUCGGGAAUUAUGCCUAAGUCCAAGCAGGGCAGUACCACCAUGCUCAUUCCGGCGCUCCCCCCUCGUCCACAGAUCCCAGACACCUUGCUGCGCCCAAACGUCCGACAGGCAAGCAUCAAAGUCAAGCACUCCCCACGCAAGCGCUCGACUUCCCAAGCCGCAUUCAAGCUGGCCGUACCCGUGUCGCGCUCUCCCGCUGGGCAUAAACGCUCAUCCUCCACUCCGCACGUCCCCUGCCUUCCUACCGCAUAUCCUCAGCCCGGUACAACGGAUAUUACCACACCCCCGCCCGGCUCUCGCCGACAACACCGCCGACCGCCCUCGCUGCGCUUCGCAAGGGAAAUAGGGAUGCCGCACCUUUGGCUAGAGGAGGAAGGGGGGAUCGCAGCUGUCGAUCCGGGCUCACAGUCCGCUCGACCCCCCCACAGCCAGCCGUCAGCGGACAGUGAACACGAGAGCGCUUAUGACGGGAUGGAGGAGGUGCAAGUGACGCCGUAUAAUCCCUGGCCGGCGGGACCGUCGGAGUUUCAUCCGGACUUGAACGAGAAGGGCCGAGGAGGGAGUGAGGAGGCAGUGGGAGAGAUACCGCGAUUACCCCCUAUAGACACGGCGCCGUCGAGCUCGUUUCACUUUGAUUGGGAGAUGGCCGUUGUAGCAAGCGUAGGGCGUGAGACUGUUAGUGUUAAUGUCUGGUAG
Molecule: messenger RNA, 1605 nt
Organism: Dioszegia hungarica
Lineage: Eukaryota; Fungi; Basidiomycota; Tremellomycetes; Tremellales; Bulleribasidiaceae
Exons: 2
Coding region: 1-1605 (534 amino acids)
Source: RefSeq, a predicted model, not a curated record